This is a messenger RNA of Oryctolagus cuniculus (rabbit), 1714 nucleotides long. Lineage: Eukaryota; Metazoa; Chordata; Mammalia; Lagomorpha; Leporidae. The record is from RefSeq and is a predicted model, not a curated record.
GAAAUAACUGUCUGCCUCUUGUUUUAACACAGGUUAUCUUACGAUGAGGCUUUUGCUAUGGCUGAUGACCCCUUGGAAGGCUUCCAUGAAGUAAACCUUGCUUCACCUACUUCCCCGGACCUUCUUGGUGUGUAUGAAUCGGGAAGCCAAGAGCAGACUACCUCACCAGGUGUCAUCUAUCGGCCGCACCCUGCAGCUCUAUGCUCUGCCCCUAUCCAGGCUAAUGCGUUGGAUGCUUCUGACCUCCCUACACAGCCUGUGUAUUCAUCUCCCAGACGUUUAAGUUGUGCGGAAAUAUCUGGUAUCAGCAUUCAUGUUACAGACCCAGCACCUUGUUCUACCUCUGGAGUCACAGCUGGGUUAGCUAAGUCAGCCACGAGGAAGGACAACUGUAAUGCAGAGAGGGAGUUUUUACAGGGUGCCACUCUAACAGAGGCUUGCGAGGGCAGUGAUGAUAUUUUUGGGUUGAGUAUCGACAGUCUGUCCCGUUUACGAAGCCCAUCUGUUUUGGAAGUUAGAGAAAAGGGCUACGAAAGAUUAAAAGAAGAACUCGCAAAAGCUCAGAGGGAACUGAAGUUAAAAGAUGAAGAAUGUGAGAGGCUUUCAAAAGUGCGAGACCAACUUGGACAGGAAUUGGAAGAACUCACAGCUAGUCUGUUUGAGGAAGCUCAUAAGAUGGUGAGGGAAGCGAAUGUCAAGCAAGCAACAGCAGAGAAACAGCUGAAAGAAGCUCAAGGAAAAAUUGAUGUACUUCAAGCUGAAGUAGCUGCACUGAAGACGCUUGUGUUGUCCAGUUCUCCAACCUCGCCUACACAGGAGCCUCUGCCAGGUGGAAAGACACCGUUUAAAAAGGGGCAUCAGAGGAAUAAAAGUACAAGCAGUGCCAUGAGUGGCAGUCAUCAGGACCUCAGUGUGAUACAGCCAAUUGUAAAAGACUGCAAAGAGGCUGAUCUGUCUCUGUAUAAUGAAUUCAGGUCUUGGAAGGAUGAGCCAACAAUGGACAGAACGUGUCCUUUCUUAGACAAAAUCUAUCAGGAAGAUAUCUUUCCGUGUUUGACAUUUUCGAAAAGUGAGCUGGCUUCAGCUGUUCUGGAGGCCGUGGAAAACAAUACCCUGAGCAUUGAACCAGUGGGGCUGCAGCCGAUUCGAUUUGUGAAAGCUUCUGCAGUUGAAUGUGGAGGACCAAAAAAAUGUGCUCUCACCGGCCAGAGUAAGUCCUGUAAACACAGAAUUAAAUUAGGGGACUCAAGCAACUAUUAUUAUAUUUCUCCUUUUUGCAGAUAUAGGAUCACUUCUGUGUGUAACUUUUUUACAUACAUUCGAUAUAUCCAGCAGGGACUUGUGAAACAGCAGGAUGUUGAUCAGAUGUUUUGGGAAGUUAUGCAGUUGAGAAAAGAGAUGUCCUUGGCAAAGCUGGGAUAUUUCAAAGAGGAACUCUGAUGCUCGGCGUGGGACCAUGCAUGAACCUCUCUGAACAACUGAAAAAUGACUGCAUAUUUUUAUGGUUACUCAAUAUUUAUUUCCAAGGAGUGGGCCCAAGACUUUUCUCCUCUUUUGCAAAUUACACUAAGAAAUACUGUGAUUUCUUUUUAACUGACUUAUGCUGUGUUUGCUUACUCUUUAGUUGAACACACUAUAAAGAAUUACAGGUGUACUAGUGAUUGUAAUUUCUAGUUGCAAAAACAAACACCAAAUAAAUAAAUGUUAGAUUGAC